AUGGGCUUUCAGGGCAACACGACAACUUCUGUGGCCAGCACUUCCUGGAGCCGCGCCCCACAAACCUCCUUCGCUGGCACUCCAAGCCAUGCGUGGCAUCCGACGCCGCACAGGGCGCACGGGAGGCUCUUCCCCACUGUACCGGAGUUCCCAAAAGAAGCGGCCUCGGGGCCCUCCCAGCGGAAGCUGCUCUCGGCAGUGCGGAGGGCCGGGCUGAGGCGGGACGGGACGCUGCUGCUGGCGGGUUCUGCUUUCUGCCGGGGCAGUGACCCUGUGGGCACCCAUGUGGCUGCUGACCUCGCUCCUGUGCCUUUCGCCCCUCCUGGGACUGUACUUACGGAGAAUGGAUCCUUGACUAUAGUGAACUUGGAGAAGGAUGAUGCUGGCCCAUAUGAGUUAGGGUACUGGGAUUCUGUGGAAGAACGCUGCUUAGACUUCGUACUUGUUGUGUUAGAUUCCCUUCCAAAACCUGAAAUAAAUUGCAACACCAGUGAUGGUGAACUUGUAUUAAACUGUACAGCAAAUUUCCAGGGGUCUCUGAAUUACACUUGGAAGCUCAGUAACAAUCCACACAGUUAUCGGAACCAGGAGCUUUCCAUCCCUUUGAAGAAUGUUGAUAUUACCACCAGCGCUACAUGUAUCAUUAAAUUUUCACAAACAGAAAGGAGCUCCGAAAUCUCUUUGAUUCAAUGCCUUCCAGAAGGAAAAGGAGACAGUUCUCACAAACGACAUAGAAAUAUUCUUAUAUGGGCUGGCCUCCUUACUGCAUCUAUUGUCCUAGUGGUAAUCCUAGAAUUCCUGCACAGGAAAGGUAUAAUUAAACUUGGAACAAGAAGAAAGACUGCUCAGAAUAAGAGUCCAGUGAAUGGCUCAGGAGAGCAUGAGCAACUUUACUCUGGGAACAGCCAACAACAAUCUAACUCAGAUGGAGCUGCAUGUUCACAUGCUGUUCAUUUUAAGAAUGAAGAGCCUGAAGCAGACAGAGCAUUGAAUGAGAAUGACAGGGCCCUGAAAGGCAAGAAGAUAGUUAAGAAUGCUGUAAAUCAGGAAGAAGUGAUACAGGAUGCAGGAGGUGAAAAUGGGGGGUAUCUGGACAACUCCACUUAAGGAGAUCUUAAAGCAUAAACAAAUAAUUGCUUUGUUGCCCAAACAAACAUGGAAGAGAAGCAGUAGAAUUUUCAGUGAUGAAAGAGGUGCUACCUUUUCCCUUCCACAAGAAAUGAAGUUGUCAGAGCUUCAUCAAGAAGCCCUUUGAAGACAGGCUGAACUGUUUCCAGUGCCUUUUUUUUUUCCUCAGGAAAGACAGCCUCCUUUGCUAGUGUUACUAUGUGAAGACAAAUAGGCCAAAUCAUGGACAAAAUCUUUUGAAUUGUUUUGUAUAUGCUUUUAACAAACCAUAUGGUUUGUUAUGGUUUGUUACAUGGUUGUUUUAUGGGGUUUUUUACUAACACACUAAAGCCUCUUUGUAGUUAAUAUAUAGAGAUUUACAAGGUUUUAUAUACUUGCAUGAAUGUGAACAAAUCAAAAACUGAUCAGCUUUCACUUUUUUAUCAGUACCUUCUUACAGUCAGAAAAAAACCUUCAUCCUUCAGCAGGCCCAGAUAGGUGGAAGUUAGCAUUUUCUAGUCUUGGUUCUAGACAAAGCUAUGUCCUAUGUUUGCCAGAUGCCUGGCAAAUGGAUCAUCAUGUGAUAAAACUACAUUUCAGCUUGUUGUUGCACUGUAACAGAGCUAUUAUUACCAGCAGGUUUGGGCUUUUCCUAAAGCUUUUUAUAUUUUUUUAACUUUUAGGACUUUUUAAGCCUUUGUUCUUCAUAUUUUUUGAAGAAUGUCAUCUCACUUCUACUCAUUCUUAGGAAAUAAUAGUAUGUUUUUAAGUUGCUUGAGACAAACAAAAACUUGAAAACUGAGGUCAUGCAUAUAAUGAAAUUUAAAAAGAAUCAAAAAGAAAACCACCAUGCAUUAAUGUUUUCAGAACACCAAGCUAUGGAGUGCUUUUCAUUGUGUUUACAUGCUGGCUGUUUAUGAUAGUUGAAAGCCAGUUUAGUUCAUUUUGAACAUGGUAUCUGUAAAUAAUCAUGAAGGUUUGACACUGGUAACCGAAGAUCAGAAGACACUGGUAACCUUCAGCUUUCCUCUUGUUUUGACUUUUGCCCUUUCCACUCCCACAAUUUCUUCUUCUAUUUGCAGCUGUACUGCAUGAGUGUACAGCUUGUAUACUGUACACUGUGCAAACGUUCAAAAACCACUUUUGGUAGGGCUAGACCUUUUAUGUCUACUUCUCUCUGUAAAUAUUUGUAAUUUAUUAAAAAAAAUAUUCAAGAUGUAAAAAACUUUGUCUUUUUGUAAUAUAUACAUACAUCUUUUUAUUUAACCUUAAAAUUUACUAACUGAUCCCAAAAAUAAUCUUAACCAAAGUGAUGUAUUUUAUACGGGUUUUUUAUUUGUUUGUUUGGUUGCUGUGUUUUGGAGGGUCAGUAUUCCUGACCCAAGUGUCCUUCUCUGUUCCACUUUCAAUAAAUUUAUCAGGAUAA
Serinus canaria (Common canary) is the source of this 2533-nucleotide messenger RNA. RefSeq lists its product as uncharacterized. NCBI's taxonomy places the organism in Eukaryota, Metazoa, Chordata, Aves, Passeriformes, Fringillidae. The coding region runs from base 1 to 1107 and encodes 368 amino acids. The record is from RefSeq and is a predicted model, not a curated record. The transcript is spliced from 11 exons.